CCCGUCUCUCCCUGCUCUCCCUCCCUCUCCUCCCUGCUCUCUCCACCCCCCCUGUUCUCCCCGCUCUCUCGCUGGGGAUGCGAGGCGCCGUCGUUUUGUUCGGAAGCGAUGAACACCAUGAACAGGGUGAAGCUGGGCCGCAGCAGCCCUGCCAUGGCGCUCGCGUUCUGCGGCAGCGACAGCUCCAACGUGUCGGCGUACAGCGUGGACCGCGGGGUGCUCAGCAACGGCUGCUUCGUGGACGCGCUCAACCUGGUGCCGCACGUCUUCCUGCUCUUCAUCACCUUCCCCAUCCUCUUCAUAGGAUGGGGCAGCCAGAGCUCCAAGGUGCAGAUCCACCACAACACGUGGCUGCACUUCCCCGGCCACAACCUGCGCUGGAUCUUCACCUUCGUGCUGCUCUUCGUGCACGUGUGUGAGAUCGCCGAGGGGGUCGUGUCUGACGGGUUCAUGGAGUCGCGCCACCUGCACCUCUACAUGCCGGCCAUCAUGGCUUUCAUCGCUGCCACCACUUCCAUCGUCUACUACCACAACAUCGAAACGUCCAACUUCCCCAAGCUUCUGCUCGCCCUGCUGGUCUACUGGCUGCUGGCCUUCACCAUGAAGACCAUCAAGCUGGUGAAGUUCUGCGAGCACGGCGUCGGCUUCAACCAGCUGCGCUUCUGCAUCACGGGUCUGCUGGUGCUCAUCUACGGCAUGCUGCUCUCCGUCGAGCUCAACGUCAUCCGCAUGCGGAAGUACGUUGGCUUCCGCAACCCGAAGAAGGUGAAGCCACCCGAGGACCUGCAGGACCUGGGCGUGCGGUUCCUCCAGCCGUUCGUCAACCUCCUGUCCAAGGCCACCUACUGGUGGAUGAACGCCUUCAUCACGAGCGCACACCGCCGCCCCAUCGACCUCAAGAGCAUCGGCAAGCUGCCCAUCGCCAUGCGGGCGCUCACCAACUACAUCCGCUUUCGCAACGCCUACGAGGAGCAGAAGCUGUCUGCCGGAGAGGCGCAGCCCCCCUCCAUCUGGCGCUCACUGUACCGCGCUUUUGGCCGGCCCAUCCUGCUGAGCAGCACUUACCGCUAUCUGUCCGAUUUGCUGGGCUUCGCCGGCCCCCUCUGCAUAUGGGGCAUCGUCCACCACCUGAGCAACAAGGACAAGAAGCUGCACCCGCAGGACAAGUUCUUUGGCGUGUACUUCAUCUCGUCACGGGAGUUUCUGGCCAACGCCUACGUGCUCGCGGUGCUGCUCUUCCUGGCUCUCAUCCUGCAGCGCACAUUCCUGCAGGCCUCCUAUUACGUUGCCAUCGAGACUGGCAUCAAUCUGCGUGGAGCCAUACAGACGACGAUCUACAACAAAAUCCUAAGGCUGUCCACAUCCAACAUGUCCAUGGGGGAGAUGACCAUCGGGCAGAUCUGCAACCUCGUGGCCAUUGACACCAACCAGCUCAUGUGGUUCAUGUUCCUGUGCCCCAACCUCUGGGCCAUGCCAGUCCAGAUAGUGAUGGGGGUCAUCCUCCUGUACAACCAGCUGGGCGUGAGCGCGCUCAUUGGGGCCACGGUGAUCGCGCUGCUCGCCCCCGCGCAGUACUACAUCGCCACCAAGCUGGCCGACGUACAGAAGUGCACGCUGGAGUACUCCAACGAGCGCCUCAUGAAGACAAGUGAAAUGCUCAAGGGCAUCAAGCUGCUAAAGCUGUAUGCCUGGGAAAACAUCUUCUGCUCCAGCGUGGAGACCCUGAGGGAGAAGGAACUCAAGAGCCUCAAGACCUUUGCCAUCUACACGUCCCUCUCCAUUUUCAUGAAUGCUGGAAUUCCAAUUGCAGCCGUCCUUGCCACGUUUGUGGCUCACGCCCACAUUGAGGAGGCCGAGCUGACCCCGUCGGUGGCGUUCGCAUCUCUGUCGCUGUUCCACAUCUUGGUGACGCCGCUCUUCCUCCUGUCCACCGUGGUGCGCUUCACGGUCAAGGCUCUCGUCAGUGUGCAGAAGCUGAAAGAGUUCCUAAGGAGCGAUGAAAUCCGUGAGGAGGGAUCGCGGGCGGCAUGGGAUGCGCCCCCAGAAAGCAACAAGGAGGACAUGCCGCUGAGGGCCAUAAACAGGAAGGCGGGAGGCAAGCGUUACUGGAGCUCUCUGGAUGGGCAGUCGUGGCGGCAGCCCUCGCUCGGUGAAGGAGACGACGUGGCCUUGAAGGUAACCAGUGGGGUUUUCAACUGGACCGGCAGCGGAAUCCCAACUCUCUCCAACAUCAACAUCCAAGUACCUCACGGGCAGAUGACGAUGAUCGUGGGCCAGGUUGGAUGUGGGAAGUCGUCACUGCUGCUGGCCACCCUUGGUGAGAUGCAGACCAUGUCAGGAGCCGUCAACUGGAACAGCCGGGUGGGGAGCCCUUCCACACCAGAUGGGCGAAGGAGCCCCCUGGAUUGCGACGGCUCCUCUGAGGAGAGAGACAGCCGCAAGAGGGGUCCAGUCGCGUAUGCAGCGCAGAAGCCGUGGCUCCUCAAUGCCACUGUGGAGGAGAACAUCACCUUCGGCAGCCCGUUCAUCAAGCAGCGGUACAUUGCAGUGAUUGACGCCUGCUCUCUUCAGCCAGACAUUGAUAUCCUGCCACAGGGAGACCAGACGAUGAUCGGAGAGCGGGGCAUCAACCUCAGCGGAGGACAACGGCAGCGAAUCAGCGUGGCCCGGGCCAUCUACCAGGAGACCAACAUGGUGUUCCUGGAUGACCCAUUCUCGGCGCUGGACGUGCACCUGAGCGACCACCUCAUGCAGGAGGGAAUCCUGAAGCUGCUGCGUGACGACAAGCGCACCGUGGUGCUCGUCACGCACAAGCUGCAGUACCUGCCGCACGCCGACUGGAUAAUCGCCAUGAAGGACGGGACCGUGCUUCGGGAGGGCACCCUCAAGGACAUCCAGAACAACGACCCCGAGUUGUACGAGCACUGGAAGACGCUCAUGAACCGGCAGGACCAGGAGUUUGAGAAGGAAACGAUAUCCGAGAGCAAGACGGCGCUGGAGCGCAAGAACCUCCGGCGGGCGAUGUACUCGCGCGAGGCCCAGCUCAAAACCCAGCAGGACGAGGAGGAGGAGGAAGAGGAGGAGGUGGAGAGCGAUGAUGAGGACGACGUAUCUUCCGUAUUCCGUCAGCGUGCCAAGCUGCCGUGGGGCGCGUUCCUGCGCUACCUCACGUCGGGCGGCGCUCCUCUGCUGCUGCUGCUCAUCCUGUCCCAGCUGCUCAAGCACUCGGCCAUGGUGGCCAUCGACUUCUGGCUCUCCGAGUGGACGUCCGACGCCUACAACUGCACGGGCGCGGCGCAGCAGUCCAACUGCAGCCAGGGCAACGGCACGCAGGCGGCGCUGCAGGGCUGCCGCAUCCUCUGCAUCUACCCCAUGGUAUUCGGGCUGCUCUGCUGCUCGGGCAUCGCGCUCUGCUUCAUCACGUCCCUCACCGUGGAGUGGACCGGCCUCAAGACGGCCAGGAACGUGCACAACAACAUGCUCAAGAGGAUCGUGCUGGCGCCUAUGAGGUAUUUUGACACGACUCCCCUGGGACACAUCCUCAACCGCUUCUCAGCUGACACGAACAUCAUGGACCAGCAAAUCCCGACGACGCUGGAGUCACUGAUGCGCUCGGCGCUGCUGUGCCUGUCGGCGCUCGGGAUAAUCGCCUACGUGACGCCCAUCUUCCUCAUCGCCCUCGUGCCGCUCGCCAUCGCCUACUACUUUAUCCAGAAGUACUUCCGCGUUGCCUCUAGGGACCUGCAGGAACUGGACGACAGCACCCAGCUGCCGCUAUUCUCACAUUUUUCUGAGACCGUCGAGGGCAUCACCACCAUCCGUGCCUUCCGGCACGAGGUUCGCUUCCGCCAGCGGCUGCUGGAGCUCACGGACGCCAACAACAUCUCGUACCUCUUCCUGUCAGCUGCCAACCGCUGGCUGGAGGUGCGCCUGGAUUAUAUCGGGGCGUGCAUCGUGCUGAUCGCGUCCGUGGCCUCCAUCACCGACUCGUGGAACAACACGCUGUCGUCGGCACGCGUGGGCCUGUGCCUCACCUACGCGCUCAUGGUGUCGAACUACCUGAACUGGGUCGUGCGAAACCUGGCGGACAUCGAGGUGCAGAUGGGAGCCAUAAAGCGAGUGAACAACCUCCUGCAGAUCGAGACCGAAUCCUAUGACGGGCUGCUUUCCCAAGCGCAAGUUCCGGACAACUGGCCGCAGUCGGGCGAGAUCAAGAUCGAGGAGCUGUCCGUGCGCUACGACAGCACGCUGAAGCCCGUCCUCAAGCACGUCAACGCCACAAUCCAGCCCAGCCAAAAGGUGGGAAUCUGUGGCCGCACGGGGAGUGGGAAAUCUUCGCUCUCGCUGGCCUUCUUCCGGAUGGUGGACACUUUUGAAGGGAGGAUUAUCAUUGACAACAUCGACAUCGCCAAGAUCCCCCUGCACACGCUGCGUUCGCGUCUGUCCAUCAUCCUGCAGGAUCCCAUUCUCUUCAGUGGAUCAAUCAGGUUCAACCUGGACCCGGAGGCGGCGUGUGGUGACGGGGUCCUCUGGGAGGCCCUGGACAUCGCUCAGCUGAAGCACGUGGUCACGCUGCCGGGGGGCCUCGACGCCAUGGUGACGGAAAACGGCGAGAACUUCAGCGUGGGGCAGAGGCAGCUUUUCUGCCUGGCCAGAGCCUUCGUGCGCAAAACCAGCAUCUUCAUCAUGGACGAGGCGACGGCCUCCAUCGACAUGGCCACGGAGAGCAUUCUCCAGAAGGUGGUGAUGACAGCAUUUGCCAACAGGACAGUAGUCAUCAUCGCUCAUCGCGUGCACACCAUCCUGACGGCGGACCUGGUGAUGGUGCUGAAGCGCGGCAGCGUGCUGGAGUACGACACGCCCAGCACGCUGCUCGCGCACGACAGCAUGUUCGCUUCCUUUGUGCGGGCGGACAAAUGAUGCUCCCUUCCCCCCCUCUUUGCGUGCACACACCCAAGGUCUCGCGGCCUAUACACAUGGGCACGACGGUGACUGCAACCAUUCCUAUUAGCAGAGGCCAUUCGCGUUUGUGCGGCUCUGCCGACCAGCAAAAUCCCUGCCGAACACGUUUACCCAUGAUGCCCUGAGCAGCGGUACACUUCCGUGGGCAGUGGGACAACCUGAAUAAUACGGAGAGGUUGGACGGUGCUUAUCGGCACUGACAGCCAGAGGUUGGACUUGGAGAUGACCUUUAACCUCCUCGUCCACCAUCUCCACCUACCCAGACUGAUUUUGUUCCCAGUAUACAAUGGUAUUGCAAUGCAAUUUAGGUUUAUAAAAAAUUCGAAAUACAACGGCAUCUCAAGAUGCUGUGAAAAGUGAAUGGAUAUUCACUUUCCAUCAGACGACUGAUGGCGCAGUGUUCAUGAGUUCAUGAGGACAUUCGAGCGCUUCAGGGUGAAUUAGCCAAAAAAAGCCAUGGGCCUGGCACGUAUGAUGUCACGGUGCUUUGGAAUCUUCUGGGUAUGCAGAGCGGUCGUUGGAAAGUUUCAGUUUAUUUAUUUUGGUAUAGCCCUGUGAGCUAUUCGGCUCUUGAAUCGGGUGCAACCACAACAAACAUAAAAACAAAAACACGAACAAGAAAAACAUCUUAAAGUGACUAUGUGACU
Petromyzon marinus (sea lamprey) is the source of this 5609-nucleotide messenger RNA. RefSeq names its product ATP-binding cassette sub-family C member 8. Gene Ontology annotation, cellular component: membrane. Lineage: Eukaryota; Metazoa; Chordata; Hyperoartia; Petromyzontiformes; Petromyzontidae. The record is from RefSeq and is a predicted model, not a curated record. Gene Ontology annotation, biological process: potassium ion transport; transmembrane transport. Gene Ontology annotation, molecular function: ATP binding; sulfonylurea receptor activity; ATP hydrolysis activity.